Molecule: messenger RNA, 2361 nt
Organism: Vicia villosa (hairy vetch)
Lineage: Eukaryota; Viridiplantae; Streptophyta; Magnoliopsida; Fabales; Fabaceae
Exons: 9
Coding region: 1-1974 (657 amino acids)
Molecular function (GO): protein binding
Source: RefSeq, a predicted model, not a curated record
AUGGCUUCUACCAAACGCUAUUUCCAAUGUGAAGAAGAUGAAGGUUCAACUCAUCACAAGAAACUAAAACAAGUUCCGUUGGAAUCGCCUCCUUCAUCCAGCAUUGUUCUCAAUUCAGCUGAUUGUGAUUUAGAUUUCAAUAUUGAAUGCAAUGGAGUAGUUGGAUAUGGCCUUCACGAGGAAGGGUUCGGUUACUGUUGGUCUGGUGCUAGAGCUACUGUUGGAAUAAUAAAGGGAAGAUACUGUUAUGGCUGUGUUAUUGUUUCUGCUCAACCUGUCGAUAUAGAUGAUACUGCUCCUGAUCAGCGGCAUCUUUGUCGUCUUGGUGUUUCUAGAGGUGAUGAUGCCGUUGGAGCUCUUGGUGAGACAAAAUAUAGCUUUGGUUUUGGUGGCACCGGCAAGUUUUCUAAUGCCGGCAAGUUUUUGAAUUUCGGUGAAAAGUUUGGUGUUGGUGAUUUAAUAGUUUGUUGCAUUGAUCUUGAGAGCAAACCACUUGCUACUAUUGGUUUCUCUAAGAAUGGUAAAUGGUUAGGUACUGCGUUUCAAUUUGAUGUCGGUUCACUUGGUCUUGGAGCUGAUUCUUCUUUUCCCAAGGUUUCGCCUUGGGAGUGGGCACUUUUUCCGCAUGUUCUGUUGAAAAAUGUUGUGGUUCAGAUGCAGUUCAGUGUUGAACAAGGACUUGUUCCUCGUGAAGGGUUCAAACCUUGGGCCUUGGCAGUUGCGGAUGGAAAUGCAGUUAUGGGACCUUCGUUUUCUGACCCAAAGGAAUGUGAGUUGAUGAUGCUUGUGGGAUUACCGGCUUCAGGAAAGACUACAUGGGCUGAAAAAUGGGUGAAAGAUCACCCGGAGAAGCGUUAUGUUUUGCUUGGCACCAACUUAAUUCUUGAACAGAUGAAGGUUCCUGGACUGUUGCGGAAAAACAACUACGGUGAAAGGUUUGAUCGUUUGAUGGACAAGGCAAGUUCAAUGUUCAAUGUAAUUCUAUCCAGGGCGGCUAACAUACCUCGCAAUUAUAUAAUCGAUCAAACAAAUGUGUACAAAAAUGCACGCAAGCGUAAGCUUACGCCUUUUGUUGACUAUCAAAAGACUGCUGUUGUAGUGUUUCCGAAGCCUGAAGAGCUCAAAAGACGGUCUGAGAAAAGAUUUAAAGAAAUGGGCAAAGAAGUUCCAGUUGAUGCUUUGAAUAGCAUGAUAGCUAAUUUUGUAUUACCUAAAAGCAAGGAUUUGCCUCAUUCAGAUGAGUAUUUUGAUCAGGUUCUGUUUAUUGAGCUGGACCGAGACGCAUCUCAGAAAUAUUUGGAUCAAAUGAAGCAAGAUAUCCUAUCCCCAUCAUGUAACAACCCAUUGACAUUAUCGAUUAGAGGUUCUUCUCAGUCUUCUUACGGACCUGCAUUACAAAAUCAGCGAAGUUCGACAGGAAGUGGCAUUCACCAGAGGAGAGCUCAUUCUCCUAUCUCUCAACCCGACUAUAGGAUGCCUAGUCAGGUCAAUACUCAUUGUCAUAUGAAUGAACCUCAGCUCAAUAUAAAUCCAUUGUGUGGAGGAUAUCCAAGCACUCAAAUUUCACGUGUUGCAAGAUUGCCCUCUCCUAGUGGACGCUAUUCCAAUGGUGAAGCAUCUUGUUUUUCUAGCGAUAAUGUUGGUUCCAAUACAACUUAUGGUGCCAUCGAAGCAUACAGAAACCCUGUUUUGGGUACCCAUUAUAGGCCAAACACUGCAUGGAGCAACAAUAUGGGAUUUCAUGGAAGACCUUAUGUUGAAUACCGGGAAUCGCAGCCUUUCAAUUAUAGUACACACAGUAGACCUUAUGUUGAAUACAGAGAUUUUCAGCCUGGCCUGCAUAUACCUGCUCCAGCCACAUCUUUGCAUCCCCCGUAUGGGGAACCAGCUCUGAGACCUCGACAUGGUGGAUUACCUGAUAACGUGCAAUAUUCAGGGAGAUAUGCUUCUCAACAUCCAAAAUACUACCACUGAAAUUGAUCAGACCAUGUUAUUGGUAACUGGAACAAGGCUUCAUUGAUAGCUAAAAACUUGUAAUUAAGUGUAUAUCUUAUUAGUAAUCAACUAAUUAUACAGAUGAAUGGAAAACAAAAAGUCCAAAAGUAUAAUUUGUCACUAGGCCUUGACUAUCUUAGUUGAUUACUCUUACAAGUUUCAGCUUCUGGUAUACUGAUGUAAAGUUGAUAAAAGAAUAAUUGCAAGUUUCUAUGGUUCUUUGGGAUAUUUUGUGAGUAUAGUUUAUGCUGUGAACAUUAUAUUUUGUUUGUGUUUGUCUCUUGGUUGAGGGGAAAAGUGUGUGUUGGUUCUUAUCGCAAGCAUGAUAGUGAAGUGUACCACCAAGAAUGUAACUGUAAUUGCUCA